Molecule: messenger RNA, 833 nt
Organism: Telopea speciosissima
Lineage: Eukaryota; Viridiplantae; Streptophyta; Magnoliopsida; Proteales; Proteaceae
Product: MADS-box protein JOINTLESS-like
Exons: 8
Coding region: 39-713 (224 amino acids)
Biological process (GO): positive regulation of transcription by RNA polymerase II
Cellular component (GO): nucleus
Molecular function (GO): DNA-binding transcription factor activity, RNA polymerase II-specific; protein dimerization activity; RNA polymerase II cis-regulatory region sequence-specific DNA binding
Source: RefSeq, a predicted model, not a curated record
AUAGAGUUUUGUGAUUGAGGAAGAAAGAAGAAAUAAGAAUGGCGAGAGAGAAGAUUCAGAUAAGAAAGAUCACUAACACAACAGCGAGGCAGGUGACCUUCUCGAAAAGAAGAAGAGGGCUUUUUAAGAAGGCUGAGGAGCUCUCCAUUCUUUGUGAUGCUGAGGUCGCUCUUAUCGUCUUCUCCUCAACUGGAAAGCUCUUCGAAUUCGCUAACUCAAGUGUGAAAGACAUAGUGGAGAGGCAUCGUCUGCAUUCUAAGAACAUCGAAAAAUUGGAUGGACCUUCCCUUGAGCUGCAGCUAGAGAACAGCAGCACUGCCAGGUUGAGCAAGGAAGUUUCUGAGAGUACCCUUCAACUGAGGAGAAUGAGGGGAGAAGAUCUCCAAGGGUUAAGUAUAGAGGAAUUGCAGAAGCUAGAGAAAUCCAUCGAAACCGGACUGAGCCGUGUUUUAGAAAGAAAGGGUGAACGAAUCAUGGAGGAGGUCAGCACACUCCAGAGAAAGGGAUUACAAUUGGAGAAGGAGAAUGAGCAAUUGAGACAGCUGGUGAAUAUGCCUAAAGGCCAAACGCUUGUUACCCUUGAAUCUGAGAACAUAGUCUAUGAAGAAGGCCAAUCAUCAGAAUCUGCUACUAAUAUCUACAGCUCUGUUAGUCCACUGCAAGAUUAUGACAGUUCUGAUACUUCUUUAAAGCUGGGGUUAACCUUUUUCUAGCUGAAUUUGAAGGAUGAUGUUGGUGGAGAUUACAGUGCAAGAGGGGAAGGCUGCUCUAAAUUCUCUAUGUUCCCUUCAAGUCAAACUAGCUUGUAUUUCUUUUCCUUGUCUUUUGAAAAG